Moneuplotes crassus is the source of this 1252-nucleotide messenger RNA. The record is from the annotation of a GenBank genome assembly. NCBI's taxonomy places the organism in Eukaryota, Ciliophora, Spirotrichea, Euplotida, Euplotidae.
AAAACAUGAAGGCAAUUACAGAAGCUAAUCAAAACCAAGAAGCUGGUGAAUGCAAAACUCCAGUUUUCAAAGAUAAUAAGAAGCUUAAAAGCAAUGAUGAUACCUUCAGCGGGGCUAUUUCUCCUGAUAGUGGCUCUCAUAGUGAUAGUCAGGGAGAAGCUAAAGAGUUAGAAGAGUGCCCAGGUGAUACACCUACAGAUAAGACUGAAUCAAUCCCCCCUCAAAAGCUUAAUUUGAGUAAACUGAAUGCACAAAGUGGUUCAACAAUGGCUUCUCUCACCUCCAAAAAGGACAAUUUAGAAAUAGACUUUAACAACUUUAUGGUAAUCGACAAAAGACUCAGUGGGCGAGAAAGCCCUCAUUCAAAGCAGGAUUACAUUAGCGAAGAUUGAGAUGAAUAUUAUGAUAGUGGUGUUUCAGAAUUUCCCGGAAGAUCUCUUCCCAAAAAGCCUUCAAAUAUCCCUUUCAGCUACGCAUAUGUAGAAGGAAGUGACGAUGAGAGUCAAGAAUGAAGAAUGCAUCUCUCCUUUGGAGAUAGAGUCAAAGAGUACCAUAAUUCGAGGCAAAACAACUCUCUUAUCGAAUCAAGAGAGACCUUAUCUCCUUCUCCGACCAAUGAGGAGAGCUCAAGGAAGCUAAGCUCAUUCAGCUGUGGAGAUAGCUCUUACAAAGAGCAGCAAAAUUUGUUAAGUAAUACCCAAAGAGACAAAUAUUGCAUAAAUAGUUCCAAUAAUGACAAGGCUAAAGCUUAUCUUCAAAAGACAAAGAACUACAACAUGAAUAACUUCUCUCCUAUCUCCAAGCUGAGCAAUAGUGUAAACAGCAUCCUUGAAUGAAUAGAUGAGGAAGAUAGCAGUAUGGAGAGAAUGUCAGAGCAAAACUCCACGCAUACCGUAGACCCUCGCUACCUUUCUAAAGCUAAGCUUGAUGAAUCCUUGAGGAAGACCUCAGCAAUGAACAGUGAAGUUCAGAGAUACUCAAUCCUCUCGAAAAAGAAAAGUGUCGAAGAAAUAUUUAGUAGAGAUGCUCAUAGAAUGAGAAAAAUUAGAUCCCAAAAAGGUCAGCCGAGGCAACAAUAUCUUAUAAAGAACAAGAAAUACGGAGAAAUGGCAUUGUACAUGUACCAUAAAUCCUAUCUGAAACACGACAGAUUCUGCAAAAUUGAAGACGAGGAAGAGGACUGUCUUAGUCUCCUAUGCUGCACGCCUAAGAAAUAAUUUUGCUUAACCUAUAAGUUAAGCUGGACAGUAAA